GGAAGUUGAUUUUGUACCUCUUCACCGCCGGAAGUUGACAAAUACAGCGGCAGAAUUAGAAAAUGGAUAAAAUGCGAAAUGUGACAAUUUUCAAGAUUUAAAUAGUUUUAGUAAAAAAUGUUUGAAAUUCCAGAUGAUGACGAAAAUUUCUGGAACGAUGUUCCAUUAGAAGACAACUUCCUGUCAAAGCCUGGACCCCUGACAGGUAAAGAGAACAGGCCACAGUUGAGAGUACCAGAUACAGCAUGCACUGGAAAUCCUGCCAAAAGAUUAUGCACUGACUUCAACAGGGAUGGGGCAUUACCAGUACAGGCAGAGGUCAACAAGUCACAGCCAUGGUUAAGAGGUAUUGACAGUAUAAACAACAACAGGAGUAGCACUGUAGGGAAUACUGGCACACCAGUACAAGCUGAGGUGAAAAAGUCACAGCCUCGGCUUAGAAGCAUCAGCAGUAUAAAGAACAGUAGCAGUACUGUAGGGCAUACUGGCACACAAAAUGUUCCCACACAACAGAGCAACAGGUCCAGUGUAUACCAAGAGGCUCCAGUGCAUAUACCCUUUCCCAUGCAAGCACCAUGUUCAAACAUAGAGUCUAGUAUACAGCCAGAAUACAGAGGUUCAAUGACUUACGUAAAUACUGACAAAAACAAAGGAGCUUGUUCACAUCCAACAGGAAAUGGUGCAGAUAUUAGAAAUAUUAACUCACCUGGUAGUAAAAGUGAUAAAAAGGUGCCUGAAAGAAUAAGUUGCCCAGUCAGUGAAAAUGGAAUUCAGUCAAACAAAGAGUCUAGUAUACACCCAACCUGUUUACAGAAAGAACCUUCUAGCACAGAUGGUGGUGGAAAAAGGAGGUCAAGGUCAAGUGAGAGUGAGGCUGGAGAUCAUGUGACACCAAAAAGGAAAAGAAAAUUUCCUGGUCCUGCUGGCAUUCUUCCAAAACUGGGUCCAGGAAGAAACCUAGAUACAAUGUCCCCAGCAACACUGAAUACAUCCACACCAGUGUCAGACAAAUCCCCUCCAGAUGACAGUGUGAUACUAUGUUCUCAGCAAACAGAUGAUAUAUUUAAUGAACCUGCGUGGCAAAGUUUGCUCACAGAUAUGGGAGAGGAUGGCCAGAAACUGCUGAAAAAAUUCUCAAUCUCUUCAACAGUUCUCAAGGCUGGAAAGAAGCAGCUGAUGCAGGGAAAAGCAGCACUAAUAUUUGGUGUAAUAGAUUCUAUAGAAAGUCAUGGGUCUGAAGCUAGUGUUACAAUUAGAGAUAGAUCAGGUAGAAUGCAAGGCACUAUACACCGUGAUCUGUUAAAGGAUCACGAGUCAGACUUACAGAUUGGAACUGUCCUUGUAUUGAAACAGGUCAGCAUCAUAAGUUUAUCAAACAGAAACCAUUACUUGAACAUAACACCAAAUAAUGUGGUGGUGUUGUAUCGGGGAGGUCAGAGUUCACUGAGAUCACUGAAGUUCCGUGGUAGUGAAGACUCCCUGCAGUCUGUGUUGUCGGCUCUCGAGAAAAAAGCAGCAGCUCAACAAAGUAACCUGAAUAACAGUCUCUCAAUGACACCAUCCAGUCUUACAGGUAGUGCAAGGCAUUCAUUAACUGGUUCUGGUACUGGUACUCCUCAGCUCUUUGGUGCUUCACCACUGACUGGAUUGGGUACCAGCACACAACGAUAUGGUGCAUCUUUAGGUACUCCUGUACCAAAUCAGAGACUGUUUAGCCCUCAAACACCUGUCACAGGCAACUCACCGAGUAUACAAGGAUCUGCGCCUACAGUUGUCAGAGAUGUUUCUGUUGUAGAAAGAAAUAAUACAGAAACUUACACAAGACAAAACACUUUGACACCAAACUUUAACAACACCAGAUUUCAGCAACGAAUGAGUACACCUAUAGGAAGUACAAAUCAUAGAUCAGAAAAUGCUGUAUCAGACAGUACAUUUUUCAGUACCCCUAAUACAAACUUUAAGGUUGUCCCUGUCCAGAAUAAUACAAAUUUGUCACAUCUCAAUACAAAAGGGAAUUUAUCAUUGACUAACCAAAACAGAGGAAUAAACACUGCAGAAAAUGACACAAGAUAUGACACAGGGUCAUCAGGUAAUGCUGUAACUAGUGUUUCUGUAGCAAACUUUCAGCAACACAAUGUCUCAACAAAUCCAGUGUUAAAUACACCUAGCACAGGUGGAAAGUCAAAAUGGAAGUUCAAAUCUCCACCAAGUAGAAGUGGUAGCCUUCCUGUAUCACCUGAUUUAAGUGCCAUACCUGGGAAUUCUGUAAACAAUGGGGUAGGAAGUAUAAAUGGGAUUAAACCCAGUGCUCAAACUAACACAGUCUCUUCAGGAAAUAUGAAUAGAAAAGGUACCUUUCAGUUUUCCCCAGGAAAUAUAGCAAACAGUAAAUCCAGUGGACCUGUUGGUAAAUCUUGUCAGCUGAAUGGCAGUCAGAAGACUGAAAACAGUUCAAGAGUUAAUUCAUCUCUAAAUAGUGGAACAAGUUCAGCAUGGUCUUUUAAAAGCUCAAGGAUUGUGCCAACAGUCAGUAAGAUGGAAAGUUUGUGUGGGCAGACAGACAAGUCUGUAACACAUUUUAGUGAAGAUAAUCUCUGGGAGGAUGAUCUGACUGAUGAUCUGUUGUCACAGUUGUCCGAGGAUCUUUCUUCAUGAGAGAAAAAGUUGGAAGACUUCAAUCAACAAACUGGAAUAUUUGAAAACCGAAGAGUUUCAAAUAACAUCUACCAGAAAAUACUCUCCUUUCUGUUUGUCUACUUUUAUGUAAACAUACUGCAGGAUUGACUUACAGAAGUAAACUGGAUAGACUUUCAUUCAGAAAAAACCUCAUUUUAGUCUUGAAACAUUUUUUGCAAAAUUAGCAAACUUGCCAGUAUAGAUGUCAUAACAGUAUGAUGUAAUAAGUGUGACAUCAUACACAAGAUCAUAACACUUGGUCAGAUAACAAAACCUCUGCAUUUUUAGCUAGACUAUUCAAAGAAUAGUCUAGCUAUUCAACUCACCGUGGCAUUACCUUCGCUGUCACCUUGGUUAAAGUUUUGAAUGCAAGUACAUUUUUAGCUCAUCUGCUUUUUUGAAAAAAAAGUGAUAAGUGAUGAGUUAUUGUCAUCACUUGAUCGGCAUUGGCAUUGCCUGGUUAAGUUUUAUGUUUAGGUCAGCUUUUCUCCUAAACUAUCAAAGCUGUUGCUUUGAAACUAGCAACACUUGCUCACCAUCAAUAGCUGACUCUGUACAGCAAGAGACAUAACUCCAUCAUGCUUUUUGCAAGAAUUAUGUCCCCUUAUUUGGUCUUAGAAAAUAUCAGAUAUCUUGGUUAAGUUAUGGCGUUUAUGUUAACUUUUCUUCUUAAUGGUCAAAGCUUUUGUUUUAAAACUUGGAGCAGUUAUUUGCCAUUAAAAGCUGACUCUGCACAACAAGGACCGUAACUCUACAGUGCUUUUUGCAAGAAUUAUGGCCCCUUUUGGACUUAGAAAAUCAUGAGUAGGACAAUAUUCCUGUUAUACAGACAAAAAAAAUCAGAUGAGCGUCUGCACCCGCAAGGCGGUGCUCUUGUUUUGUACAUACAGCUAUCAUGUAAAGGCAUAUAGCUUUGAAACUUAUUUUUUCUUUUUCUUGGUCAAUAAGCAACCUCACUAGGUCAAGUCCUAUAACUCUGACAUGCAUUUUGGCCGAAUUAUGCCCCCUUUUGGACUUGUAUAGAAAAUUCUUGUUAAAUUUUUGCAUGCAAGUUGCUGUCUCUAUAGAUAUUUUAACAUUUAGGGUAAUAUUCCUGCUUCUGGGAGCAUUUUAUGGACAGCUCUCUGUUGUUGUUUUUUUCAGCUCACCUGAACAUAAAGUGUUCUUGGUGAACUAUUGUGAUAAUGUUGUGUGUGUUGUCGUCCAUCUGUCGUUAACAAUUUCUUAAAAUGACACCUCCUCCAAAACCACUGACUGGAUUUUAAUGAAACUUGGCCAGGAUGUUCCUUGGGUGGAACUCUAGAUCAAAGUAAUGUAAACGAUACCGCUUUGUUGCACAUAGGGGCCGCUAGAGCUAAAAGUAGAAAAAGCUUCAAACAACUCGAUAGAUUUACAAUGAUCUUAGAAUUGAACAAGGAAGACGUCAAAUCUGGAUUUCCAGUUUAAUCUAGAAUUUAUCAUUCCUAAAUAUCUUCAACCUUGUAUGCUCAUUUUUUCUGUUGAUUUUUUUUUUAUGUAGACUUGACUGUUUAGUUUGAAUCAGAUACAAGUUUGUAGUUAACAAAAUGUAAGAAAUCUAUGCAUAAUGCUAUUAGUCCUAUCAUGGUUUAAGGUAAAGAAAUUAGCUCAGUUUGCAUGACUUUAUGUUGUUAUUAUUUGUCUAGUCAAAAUUGUUUUUCUUUGAUCAUGCUUCUCAUUGUAUGGAGAUUACAUCAGUCAACAACAUUAGUCUCUGUUGCUUUGAAGUUUGAACAUGUUGAUUUAAUGAAAUGAUAUUUAUUGCAGUAAAACCAAUAAUAGCUGUAGAUGGUACUGUAAAAUUCUUUAUGUUCCAGUCAAGCAUUGUUAGAUAUUAAGAGUAUUU
This is a messenger RNA of Mercenaria mercenaria, 4540 nucleotides long. RefSeq lists its product as uncharacterized. The record is from RefSeq and is a predicted model, not a curated record. Gene Ontology annotation, biological process: recombinational repair. Bases 118 to 2655 code for a protein of 845 amino acids. NCBI's taxonomy places the organism in Eukaryota, Metazoa, Mollusca, Bivalvia, Venerida, Veneridae. The transcript has 10 exons.